Mesorhabditis spiculigera is the source of this 774-nucleotide messenger RNA. NCBI's taxonomy places the organism in Eukaryota, Metazoa, Nematoda, Chromadorea, Rhabditida, Rhabditidae. The record is from the annotation of a GenBank genome assembly.
AUGGUGCUGGAGUCAUUCGAGACGCUCGGAAAUGCUCACAACGCCAAUGCCAACUGCGUGGUGUCAUCGGAGACGUUCGGAAAUGCUCACAACGCCAUCGCCGACCGUGUGGUGUCAUCGAGACGUUCGGAAUGCUCACAACGCCAUUGCCGACCGCGUGGUGUCAUCGAGACGUUCGGAAAUGCUCACAACGCCAUUGCCGACUGUGUAGUGUCAUCAACACGCUCGGCAAUGCUCACAACGCCAUUACCGACCGUGUGGUGUCAUCGAGACGUUCGGAAAUGCUCACAACGCCAUUGCCGACUGUGUAGAAGUCAUGACACGUUCGGAAACGCUCACAACGCCAUCGCCGACUGUGUGCGGUGUCAUCGAGACGUUCUGGAAAUGCUCACAACGCCAUUGCCGACCGUAGAAGUGUCAACGAAACAUGUCAGCAAUACCACACAACGCCAUUGCCGACUGUGUGCGCGUCAUCGAGACGUUCGGAAAUGCUCACAACGCCAUUGCCGACGUGUAGCGUCAGCGAACAUCGCUCGGCAAUGCUCACAACGCCAUUGCCGACUGUGUGGUGUCAUCGAGACGUUCGGAAAUGCUCACAAACACGCCGACAAGGCGGAACACACAACGCCAUUGCCGACUGUGUGGCGUCAUCGAGACGUUCGGAAAUGCUCACAAACGCCACUGCCGACCGUGUGGUGUCAUCGACACGCCCGGAAAUGCUCACAACGCCAUUGCCGACUGUGUGGUAUCAUCGAGACGUUCGGAAAUGCUCAU